UUUAAUCAAAAUUAUGACUGUUGUUGGAGAAGAAGCCAAGGAGUGGACGAGGGUAGAUGCUCCUCUAGACGAGCGCUUAAUUAUCGGAUUGCUUUAUUUGUGUUCAGCUUUGUUUUUUCUGGUUCUUCAAUUCUCUGUUAUUUUUAUCAUUAUAACCUAUAAAGACUUUCGUGGCCACCUCUGUUACAGAAUCAUGCUUUUUAUUUCGAUUGCUGAUUCAAUUCAACUCGUCGUUCAUUCAUAUGGUAACUAA
Meloidogyne enterolobii is the source of this 253-nucleotide messenger RNA. The record is from the annotation of a GenBank genome assembly. Lineage: Eukaryota; Metazoa; Nematoda; Chromadorea; Rhabditida; Meloidogynidae.